Messenger RNA from Porites lobata, 2097 nucleotides. NCBI's taxonomy places the organism in Eukaryota, Metazoa, Cnidaria, Anthozoa, Scleractinia, Poritidae. The record is from the annotation of a GenBank genome assembly.
GAAGACAGUUGGCUGCACUGCACAUUAUGCCGUUCAGGAAGACAGGGAGUGUCCACUCUAAAUAAGGCUUUGUUGAGGAAGGUUGAAUGGCCAAGUCAAACAAGCACUAUGCUCCAUUCCUCACAGGUAGAUCCAGAAACGAAUCAGAUAGAACAAUAUAAUGUUAAUGAAUACUAGUAGACCUUUUUGCUUAUAUGUUUUGUUUUCCCAAUUGGCCAUUUUCAUGAUGAUGACAUUAUUGACUACAACUACCAAACUACAAAUGAUGUAGAGUUUUACUUUAAUAGAUUUGUUUUUAAUGACAUCACCAAAACAAAAAAUAAUAAUGCACCAAAACUAUGAAACAGAGACCAUGUUGAUGUACCUACAACAUCCUGUGGGGAUAAAAACUUUCUUAUGUAAAAAAUUUCUUUUGUGUCAAGAAAUAUGUUAAACUGCUGACCACGUCAAGGUAAUCAAAAAGCAAAUUAACUUUUUUCCUGACUUGGCUAUGAUUUUUCUGUCAGGAAAGAUUUUUUCCAAAUAUUUGUGAGCUUUUAAACUCAGGGCGCAGCUUAUGUUUGAGUAUGUAUAUCUGCAGUUGUUUAUGUUUAUGUGUUUAGUAAAUGUAUGAUUGAAAACAAACAAACAAACAAAUUCCUUUAGGUUAUUGUAAAUGCAGCUUACAAACAGUCUUGUUUCUUAUUAUUAUUAUUGUUAUUAUUUAGGAACCUCAAGUACACACUACAAUAGAAGAUGCCUUUGACACUGUGUUGCAGUACAUGAAUGUUACAAGUAGACAGUGUAAGGUAAUGAUUUAUAAAGUGGGGUGGAAUAAAGUUUCUGUGUUGUUAUAUAAAGUGGCUUUCAACUGUUUAGAUACUUGCAGGGAAUGGGAGCAGACAGACACCUGGUACUGGAUCAUUAUUGCAGUUGUGAGUUUCGUCAACUGAGUUGAUAAAGUAAAAGGCCACCAAAAAGGGACUCAAGAGCUGAUGUUUAGAGCAGAUCAAAUCAAACGUGUUGUAAAUUUAAAAUGGUCCUAAUUCCUUGUUAUUUUGUUCACUAGCGUUAUUUCAGCUGUAGAUCAAAGGACCAAUGUAAUAGCCAAGACACAGUUCACUGUGAUAGAUUCCAUCAGCCAGAUUACAACAUGGUUACUCGCCGACACCCAGUAAGUUACCAUCACAUAUAUUUGAGGGCAGUUCUAUAAUUUGUAGGUCCCAUCAACACAACCAAAACAUGUUUAGUUUAAUCACGUGAAACUAUGGUCAAAAUAUAGAACUUUCCACAUUUGCCUUCAAAUUACUCCUACUUUUCAGGUUUUGUAUUUCUGUACUGUAACAAUAUAGUUUUAUUUCAACUUUUCAUACCGACAUUUUUCGGGUGUGUUGGACUUAUUGCUGUUUGAGGAGCCCAAGCAAUCUCUGCAAAGAAGGCUCCUGUGUGAUACUUAAUUGCAAAAAUUUAGUCACUCCAUUUAAGCAAACUCCAUGGUUAACUAAUAGUAUUAUUAUAGUCACACAUCGGUUUCCAUAAAAUUUUUUUGAUUGGUGUUGACUUUGGGAUGGAAAGGAACUUUUGGGUUGGAGCAAUUGAACAAGGUAUAUUUCAUUGUUGUGGUUUGAUUCAUGCUGGAAUUUUUUCCAUACAACCUUAAAAGUUCUAACAGUUGAAGCUUUUUGGAUGAACUAUGUGGUUUUACCUAUUUUGACUCAGUUAAAAACAUAACUUUUGAAUUAAUAGUAUUAUUAAUUGAAAAGAAUAAGAAAAACUUAAUUUCCAGAAACCCAGAUUAGACCAAUGAAAAAAUAGUUCCAAUAAGAUAAUAAUAAUAAAUGCCCAUCUGCAAAUUUAACUUUCAGAAAAAAAGGCCUCACAGUAGAUUAACAUCCACUGAGAAAUAAAUGAGCUUCAAUUCAGAUUCAUCUUUCUCCUACAUGUGAAUUGCUGAUUUGUGAUCUCUUUUGAUAGCUCCAGCGACUGGAGGAUGUUCAAGUGGAAGUAGCACCUGGCAGUUAUGCAAUUACCGCUGGUCGUUAUGGUGCACCAAGACAACACACCCACAUUGUCCGUUUGGAGCCAGGACAAACUGUGGACCUUGGAUUUUCAUUAUAA